Messenger RNA from Cinara cedri, 1930 nucleotides. NCBI's taxonomy places the organism in Eukaryota, Metazoa, Arthropoda, Insecta, Hemiptera, Aphididae. The record is from the annotation of a GenBank genome assembly.
AUGACUCGCGCUCGAAGAAGGAAGACGAAUAAAGGUUUAGGUCUAAUCAACUCCGCUAUAAAUCAUCUUCCAGUAGAACNGCAUCUACCGGGUUACAGAUUUUGUGGUCCGGGUACAAAGUUGAAAGAUAGGUUAGCACGGGGCGAGCGCGGAAUAAACAGUUUAGACGAGUUAGCUAGAUCUCACGAUAUAGCAUACGAAAAAAGUAACUCGUUGAGUGAUAGACAUAUUGCAGAUAAAAUAUUAGAAGAACAGGCUUGGAACGUGUUUAAAUCUAGAAAAACCGGCAUCAAAGAAAAGGCUGCCUCUUGGUUGGUCACUACAGCCAUGAAAGUUAAACGCAAGAUGGGGUCAGGAUGCGGUUACAAACAGAUAGUCGCGGUGGGUAAAAAAGCGCUUAAAAGUAAAAUAGGCGAAAAUAGUUUAUCUAAAUUAAUAAGUACGUGUAUGGUGGCGGUGAAAAAAAUGACUGGAAAAAAAUCAAAAUCACCCAGAAUUAUACCUAUUCCGAAAAAAGGUGGCGUGUUACCGUUAAUACCUAUCUUUGCCGGUUUAUCAGCGUUGGGUGCACUCACCGGUGGUGUAGCUAAUGUAGUAAAAGUAAUAAACGACUUGAAAGCAGAUAGAAAUUCGCCUAUACAUUUAGGGAAAGGAAUGUACUUAACACCUUAUAAAGGUUCAUCGUACAAAAUAGAGGAAGGCAGAGGUUUAUACCUAGCACCAUACAAACGCGGUGGCGGUUCGAGUAAGAAACCGAGAAAAUCGUCAAAAAACUAAUUUUCACGUUACCCAAUAGAGCCUUGUACGAUUAUGAAAUUAUAAAAUACGCACGUAUGUUUAAAAUACCUCAUUUCAUAGGCGUCUUCCCUAGAGAUAGGUUGCCUAACAAAAUUAAACAACUGGAAUCCGCUGUUGUUAAUUUGGACGAAGAAAAAGGUGAAGGUACUCAUUGGGUAGCGUAUAAAAAAAUCGGUAAACAAGUGGAAUAUUACGAUAGUUUUGGAAAUUUACCUCCACCACUGGAAUUACAGAAAUACUUUCACGGAUUUAGUGUUAAAUACAAUUACGAGAGAGAUCAGAAAUAUAAUUCGACAAACUGUGGGCAUCUGUGUUUAAAAUUUUUAUCAUGUAUACGAUAACAUUAAAAGGAAAUUCGGCGAAUUUGUCUUGUGAUUUUUUCCCUCCGAUAGAAGUCAGUGAAAACGCCAAGAUUUGUCUACUAGGCCUUCAAACAAACAAUUCUAUUCCUAAUAUCAAUGAAAAAUGUAAUCGUAUAGGUUUUAACGUUAAAAGAAAAAAAAACGCUAUAAUUAAUGAUGAAAAUUACACAGUUUCAUCGGAUUUGUAUACAACGAGAGAUUCGUAUACAGAAAAUAAACUAUUAGACGAGAAAGAAGAAAUAAUUUAUUAUACGAUGACGAUUCCGACGGGUUCAUACGAGUUGAAUGAAUUAGAGACAGCGAUUAAACAAUUAUUAUUCGAUAAACCUAUAAAGUUUGAAUUGAAAGCGCACAAUACAGCUUUAAAGUGUAGAAUGAACUCGAAUGUACAAAUCGAUUUGACUAUGCCCAAUAACAUAGGUACGCUAUUAGGCUUUAAUAACGGAUUCUACGAAGCGGACGUUAUUCACCGGUCAGAUACUUUGGUCAAUAUCGCCAGAGUUAACUGUAUAUAUAUCGAGUCAAACCUAGUUGUUGGUUCAUUCGUCAACGGGAAGCAGCGCCAUAUAAUACACGAGUUUUAUCCUAACGUACCACCGGGUUAUAAAAUAAUAGAAAUUCCUACACACUUGGUUUCAUAUUCAAUAAAUUGUACUUCUAUAACUCACGCCAGUAUUGUUUUAAAGGAUCAGAACGACGACACGAUCGAUCUGCGUGGAGAACCGAUAUCUGUACGGAUAUUAAUUCAAGAUUCCGGCAAAAACAUCUAA